UGAGCGCGUCGCGCGUGGAGCUGCUCCGGAGUCCUGCGGGACAGUAUGGCACUGUUACUGAAAGCUGCUAAGUGACAGUUUAUCAUAAAUAGCCUUGGGAGACAGAUACUGUGUAUAGAUCUACAGAGGACAUGCAAGCCAUGGAGCCCAUAACAAAGUGGUCGCCAACUCAAGUUGUCGAUUGGAUGAAAGGUCUGGAUGACAGCUUGCAGCAGUACAUCCGCAGCUUUGAGCAGGAGAAGAUCGACGGUGAGCAGCUGCUGAAGAUCUCUCACCCGGACCUGGAGGAGCUGGGCAUCAGCAGGAUUGGCCACCAGGAGCUGGUGCUGGAGGCCGUCGACCUGCUGUGCGCUCUGAACUACGGCGUGGAGACGGACAACCUGAAGAGCCUGGUGGCGCAGAUGCGGGCGUCGUCCAAAAACCUCCACAACUGUGCGUGGGAACGUAGGAAGAACCCAUCCUACGACAGCGGGACGUCCAACAAGCCCCCCAACCAGUUCCUCACCUGCGUGGUGGAGCUGAUCGGGGCAGCCAAGAGCCUACUGGCCUGGCUGGACAGGACUCCUCUGACCGGGAUUAGCGACUUCACCGCCACCAAGAACAAAAUCAUUCAGCUGUGCCUGGAGCUGACAACCACAGUGCAGCAGGAUUGUACGGUUUAUGAAAUGGAAGAAAAGAUCCUUGAAGUUUCAAAGGUUUUGAGUGACAUCUGUGACCAGACGGUGAGGACGACCUCUGACCCCAUGAUGACCCAGCCGGCCUGCCUGGAGGAGGUGCACAUCACAGACGUCAAGCCUGGGGAGGGACUGGGCAUGUAUAUCAAGUCCACCUAUGACGGCCUUCACAUCAUCACCGGCACCACAGAAAACUCUCCUGCAGACAGGACACACAAGAUCCACGCGGGCGACGAGGUCAUCCAGGUCAACAAGCAGACAGUGGUGGGCUGGCAGCUGAAGAACCUGGUGGCAAAGCUGAGGGCAGACCCGGCAGGCGUGGUGCUGGUGCUGAAGAAGAGGCCCACGGGCACGUCAGGAUUCACGCCCGCCCCGCUGAAAAACAUGCGCUGGAAGCCGCCGCUGGUGCAGAGCGCCCCCUGCCUGGCCAAAGCCCAGUCUGUGGACAGCUCAGCAGACUCUGCCAGCAAGAAGGACAAGCCUGCCAUCCUGGACCUAUACAUCCCCCCUCCCCCAGUGGUCCCCUACACACCCAGAGACGGGAGGGCGGGUCUGGGCUCAGGCAUCGCUCAGAGGCCCCGAGGCUCCGAGUCGCCUAACUCCUUCCUGGACCUGGAGAACCGGCGACGCUUCACCAUCGCAGACUACGAGAACAAGCUGCAGAUCCACCCCAUCGAGGUCAACGUGCUGCAGACGCGCAUGAGAGAGCAGACCCCGUCUCGAGGUAAGCCUCGGCCGCUGUCCAUGCCAGUGGACACCUCCCUGGGCCUGACUGACCCUCUCGCCAGACCGUGGACGCAAGGAAGGAAAGGUGAGGACGUCCCGCACAGGUACCUGAGCAGCGAGCGCAUCGCCACCAUCUCUGAGGAGGCCCCCCCCUCCCAGUCGCCCUAUAGGCCGGCGUCCCGAGGGGCGGAGCAGAUCCGGGGCAGCCGCUGCCUGAUCGACCUGCACAACAGCGCCACCAUCCCCUACCCAGAGGACUCUGCCAAAAAGGCCCCCGCACCCCCGGCCUCCAAACCCCACCCCCCCGAGGCCUCUGUGCUGGGCAACCUGAUCACCCGGCUCAAGCUGCUGACGCACUGAUGCCCCCCCCGGUCCUCUGUGCCCCCAUCACGGCGAAACGGAGCCCUCCAGCAGGGCUCCACACAGGCCCCAGGCCACUCCCUCACACCCCUCUGCAUUUCAGCUCCUUCCAAAGCAUUUCCCAGCCCCACGGACCCGCGUGGGGGAGCCAGCGGAACAGCCGGCGGAACAGCCAGCGAAGAAACCUGCUGUUCUGGGGGGUCCGCAAGUGUGGAGAACAUUACAGGGGUACAGAAGCACAUCUGCCAGGUCUUACUUCACACUUCUUCAAAAGGAAAAGAAGAAGAAUUCAGGUCUAGGAAACAUUUGCCUUCUUCUCCAGGAGUGAACUCUUAAAUGUGUGACUAUUAAGUUAUUAUGUUUUGUUUUUGUUUUGUUUUUUUCGUUGAAAUGCUUCAUGUAUAGAUGUUUUGGUUGUGACCUGCAAAAGUAUUGGGUAUUUUUUUUUCUCCAUGCAACACAUCCUUUUGCUAAAUGUACCUCAAGCAAAGAAAACAGAUUCACGUUUUUCUAUUUCAGACAUAUUUUUGUUUUGUUUUCUGUUACAUGGUGUUUGAAAUGCACACUGCCAGUGGUGGCCUCUUGUAAGCUAUGCAGUUAGGAUGCCUUUACACAGCACUGUUACAGAUGCUGACCCUGGUCCUCUUAUUGCCACAGACUGAGAUGUUACCAGCCCUUUAACUCUCUCUCUCUGGGGGAACACAUCCCCACAGUCGUCUGCCUCUGUCCUCACUCUGGUCUGAGAGACCUGCUACACCAGCCUUAUUCCAGAUGACCAGCAGCAAGGGAAAGUCCAGUCCAGUGUCCAGUUACUGAUAGGACACACACACACACACACACACACACACACACACACACACAUAUGCACACCUAAACGAUAACUCUCAUAACAUUGCAGAAAUGUUGUUUGCUUUAGCUGUCUUUCGCCGACUAGCCUUGUAAACCUCAGGGGUUUUGGCCUCCUUAGACACCGUGGGACAGAGGUCCUCUGUUAGCCCCACAGGGCGAGGCCACAUAGCCGAUGUAAAGUCUUACAGGAGUCUGAUCUACAGUAUUAAAUAUUCUUACUGAGAAACCUGUUCUUUAAUAAUGCGUUGUAUCAC
Molecule: messenger RNA, 2863 nt
Organism: Megalops cyprinoides (Indo-Pacific tarpon)
Lineage: Eukaryota; Metazoa; Chordata; Actinopteri; Elopiformes; Megalopidae
Gene: cnksr3
Product: cnksr family member 3
Exons: 13
Coding region: 132-1760 (542 amino acids)
Biological process (GO): regulation of signal transduction
Cellular component (GO): membrane; cytoplasm
Molecular function (GO): protein binding
Source: RefSeq, a predicted model, not a curated record